UGCAGAUGACAAGACACACAUUUCCUCCUGAAGAUAGAACUCAAGGAAACCUUGCACCGUCAGCAUGUCUGCUGCUUGGAUAAAGCUCCUAACCAUCCUUUGUCUCACCUGCACAGUCCUGAGUGACCAAGGAAGAGAUGGAGUGGUAUGGAGAAAACCUGGAGAAGACAUCACUAUCCAGUGCAGGACCUCUCAAAGAGCCACUUCUGUGUUUUUGAACAAGGGUCUCAGUCAGGAGGUUCAAAUCUUUUAUAAGAACCAAGAUUCAAAUAAAGACAACAUUGCCAAAGAAGUCACAAACAGAUUUCAGCUAAAUGGAGCAUUUCCCAACAUGGACUUUCUCAUCAAAAACUUGACCUCUGCUGACACAGGGCCCUACUGGUGCAUCUUCAAAAGGUUUGAGUUCAAAUCCGCCAGUACCAAAGUUUUGGAAAGCAAUGGAUCUGUACUCCUGGUGGUGACAGAUGAGAGGUCUGCAUUUGCAAAUCCAUCUCCUUCACCUGGCACUGCAAAGCAGGAGUGUGAAAAAGUACAUGUGAAUCUGGUCCUGGUGUGUGUUGUGGUCUCUGUUGCUGUGCUGCUCUGCUUCAUCGUGAUCGCCCUCACAUGGAUCUUCAUUAAGACCAAGAAGUUACACUCUACAGUGAAACCGACACGUGUCACCACCAAUGAUGUUUAUGAAGAAAUGCGUGGAACGCUCAGACACUGAAGAUGUCUGCCUGCAAGCAAGCAACCUGAAACUCCAUAUCCUUAAACUCUGCACCACCACUGAGGUACAAGUGAUGCAUGUGAAGCACUGUGGCAACUCACCAUGUUCUCCAACAUGAUCUGUUAUCUCUUCAGGUCCGUGUGUGUCUGAGUGUAUGUCGGUGAAAGUCACUUAAGACAAGAAGGUGUGUGAUUUGCAAAAAGGUACAACAUGAGAUAAGCUGGAUUGCCACUUAAGAUUAUGUAGAAAUGGUUUGGCAUGAUGUAUAAAAUUACAUAACACAACUCCACAACUUUGAAAAUAGUCUUUGAGUGGCAAAAAAUCUAAACUGGAAUGUAUCUUUUGAUGCAAUGUAUUUUUAAUGUAAAUAUCUUUCCUCUAAUUUCAGUAAUUUCUUAUAGUUUUGUACAAAGUUUAUAACAGCAUUGCAGAUGAUUUAUUGAAUUAAUAAAAGUGGGGUUCAUUUGAAUGCCAUAUGUACAGUAUAUAUAGAUACUAUGGACUGUAACAGUAAUAACUGUAAUUUUCCAUCUACAUAUAUAAAACAAUAAAUUUGAGAGAUGUGUAGCAAUGUUUAACAUAAUCA
Seriola dumerili (greater amberjack) is the source of this 1295-nucleotide messenger RNA. RefSeq lists its product as uncharacterized. Gene Ontology annotation, biological process: adaptive immune response. The record is from RefSeq and is a predicted model, not a curated record. Gene Ontology annotation, molecular function: signaling receptor activity. Gene Ontology annotation, cellular component: membrane. Lineage: Eukaryota; Metazoa; Chordata; Actinopteri; Carangiformes; Carangidae. Bases 65 to 709 code for a protein of 214 amino acids. The transcript has 4 exons.